GUUCAAGGACCUAUUUGGCUAAAAUGAUUAACUUGCAGAUUAAAAACAGCUCAUGGGGUAAGGUGCUGAAAAACAUAGAGGCAACCAAUCCAAUGCAAGAAUGCAGAAGAAGUUCAGUUGUCUGUGCACACCCAAAAAGAAAGCGACAAAAACAGCCAAUUGCAGUGCGAAAUGCAAUUGCUGUUCAGGGUUAGAUAUUAGUGAGUUUACAUGUGCUAUUAAUUCUCUUAAUAAAUGAAUUCUCUCUACUCUCACUUGGCACGAGUGUGAGAUUCUUUUAGCAGUCCAUUUAGUUUAACACGAAUAUGCCUUUAUUCACAUACCAUUCAAAUGAUUUAAUUUGUCAUUUUAUUAUAGCUAGAUACUGUAUAUGCACAUAGAUGUGCAGGAAUGUACAUUGUUUUUAUCUUUUCACACCGAUGAGCAUGUAAUGACUUGCCGGUGAAAACUGAGAUGCUGUGUCAUCUACCAGGUGUCAUGGUGCAGACGAGACAGGAGAUCACAUAUAUCUGUUUGUCUGCUUAGAGUUUCACUGUUCCUGAGUAUCUGCAUGUGUGUCUGCCUUCAAUGGGAAAGAGGGACUGUACAUACAAUACGUACCGGUUUAGGCCCCCUAGUUUAAAAUGACAAUGUCGGAGUGAUGGUUGUCGGCAGUCGUCUGUCACUGCAAACUUUCAUUUGGACGUGUUUACGCUGCAUUUACUUUGUAGCCGCAGAAGCUGCAAAGAAAGCGCACGUUAGAAUGAAAGAGCAAAGCUUAAUAUACUGUGAAAUGUGUUUAAUUGCCUUUGAAGGAAAACCUAAACCUUCAUUAAAUCUUUAAGGUGCCUCUUCUUGUGACAGCAGCAUUAGGUGUCAUGUGUCUCAAUGAGUGAGAGUGCAUCGAACAGUUUAAACGGAUGCAGCGUGCCAUCCAGAAUGCUUUGUGAUCGGAACAUUAAAACACGGAUGGAAUUCGAAUUGCUCAUCCGAGGGACGAUAAUAUAGUUAUACUUCCUGUAAGUUCUCAGCUCAUUUUUCUUUUUUUUUUCAUUUCUCUUUUUAUUUCAUUUGGGAUCCAGUCCUGUCUUAAAUACGGCUGUUUUUGUCUUAAAAGCUUAAGUUGAACUCAAAUCGUCUAGACAAACCGUUCCAGUUCAUAUUAAUAUAGUAAUAUCAGUCGCUAUUACACACGUGAGGUGUUGCUAUGGCAACGGGGAGUCAGUUACUGGAGAGCAGCUGCACACCUGUGCAGUAAUUUGUUAGACCACAGGUGCAAGUAAAGAAAUUCAGAGACUAAACGAGUUUAGAAGGGCAGAGAAAUGCCGAAGAAAAGUGAUACAUCGAGAAAACUGGAAGACGUGGGAAUAGAUAUUGAUGGAGAUGCAGAGAGCGCUGAAGAGGACAAGAAAGCAAAAGGCAAGGGCGCUAAAAAACCAGCAGCCGGUAAGAGGGGCAAAGCAGCCGCCAGUGAGGACGAAGAUGAGGAUGAUGAACCUCCAAGGGGUCGCCGGGCGGCCAAUAAAAAGAAAGCGGCGCAGGUUGAUGAAGAAGACAGCGAUGACGAUAUUCCACAGAGGAGAUGUGCUGGGAAUAGGAGAAGAGGAAAAGUACGUGAGAGUGGGCGAGAUGGGGAAAAUGAGAAGUCCGGGAGAAAAAACAGGAGAGGCGGAAACAAAAAGCAGAAGGAUGGCAAGGGCAAAGGAAAAGACAAAGACAAUGACAAAGACAGCGACAAAGAUGAAAAGAAGAAAAAGAACAGCAGUGGUGAUGAUUCCAAAUCAGACGAAGAGGAGGAGUCCAUGUCUGAAGGAGAAAUGGCCAAACUGAUGGAGGAGGUGGAGGAGAAGAAAAAACUGAUAGCAAACAUCAGGAACAAGCCCUGGCGGAUGAGAAGACGGCUGAAAGUCCUCAAAGAGGCUCAGCAGUUUGUGGAUAAAUUUGAAGGUGCUUUGGGAAAAGGGAAAGGCAGGAAACUCUAUGCCUACAAAGUCAUGAUGAUGAAGAAAUGGAUAAAGUUUCAAAGAGAUUUUGAAAAUUUUAGGACGGCUUGCAUCCCAUGGGAGCGGAAAAUAAAGGAAGUUGAGAGUCACUUUGGCUCCUCUGUUGCUUCAUACUUUAUUUUCCUCCGUUGGAUGUACGGCAUGAACUUGGUCCUCUUCAGCUUAACCUUUGGCCUGGUUGUGAUACCAGAGGUUCUCAUGGGACUUCCAUAUGGGUCCAUUCCUCGGAAAACUGUGCCUACAGAAGAACAAGACACUGCUAUGGACUAUUCUGUUCUCACAGAUUUCAAUGGUUACUGCAAGUACUCAGUACUUUUUUAUGGGUACUAUAAUAACCAGAGAACCAUUGGCUUCCUGAAGUUUCGCCUCCCUCUGUCUUACCUCCUGGUGGGCAUUGGGACCUUCGGGUAUAGCCUCAUGGUUGUGAUCAGAACGAUGGCUAAAAACGCAGAUGUAGGGGGAGGGGAUGGAGAAGACAAUGAGUUCACCUUUGCCUGGAAGAUGUUCACCAGCUGGGAUUAUCUUAUUGGAAAUGCUGAGACAGCCGACAAUAAAUACGCCUCCAUCACCACCAGCUUCAAAGAGUCCAUUGUGGAUGAACAGGAGAACCAAAAGGAUGAGAACAUUCAUUUAAGGAGAUUCCUACGUGUCCUAGCCAACUUUCUCAUCACCUGUACCCUGGGAGGAAGUGGAUAUCUCAUCUACUUUGUGGUCAAACGUUCCCAAGAGUUUGCCAACAUGGACAACCUCUCAUGGUAUGAGAAGAAUGAGCUGGAGAUCAUCAUGUCACUGUUGGGUCUGGUGGGUCCAAUGCUCUUUGAAACUAUUGCUGAGCUGGAGGAAUACCAUCCACGUAUAGCUCUCAAGUGGCAGCUUGGGCGUAUAUUUGCACUCUUCCUUGGCAACCUCUACACAUUUUUGCUGGCUCUAUUUGAUGAGGUCAAUGCGAAACUUGAAGAGGAGGAAUCAAUAAAAAAUGCCAGCAUUUGGUUCAUGAAGGAGUAUUACGCCAACUACUCAGCCAACAACCCUAAUGACACAGGCACUCCACCUCCUAUCAAUCCUGGUGAUGUCAUCAGAGGCCCAUGCUGGGAAACUACAGUGGGAAUAGAGUUUGUGAAGCUGACUGUAUCAGAUAUACAAGUGACUUAUCUGACCAUCCUCAUUGGUGACUUCCUGAGAGCGCUGAUUGUGCGUUUCUUGAACUACUGCUGGUGUUGGGAUCUGGAAGCUGGCUGGCCCUCCUAUGGUGAAUUUGAUAUAAGUGGCAACGUGCUUGGUUUGGUGUUUAACCAAGGAAUGAUCUGGAUGGGGGCAUUCUAUGCUCCCGGUCUGGUGGGUAUCAAUGUACUGCGACUCCUGACCUCCAUGUACUAUCAAUGUUGGGCUGUAAUGGCCUGUAAUGUCCCACAUGAGAGGGUCUUUAAAGCUUCCAAAUCCAAUAACUUCUACAUGGGCCUGUUACUGCUCAUCCUUUUCUUGAGUCUCCUGCCUGUGGUUUACACCAUCAUGUCUUUGCCUCCCUCCUUUGACUGUGGACCCUUCAGUGGGAAAGAGCGAAUGUUUGACGUCAUUAUGGAGACCAUUGAUCUGGAUCUACCUGCUUUUAUGGGGACGCUCUUUAGCUAUGUAGCAAACCCUGGACUCAUUAUACCAGCAGUUCUUCUGAUGGUUCUGGCCAUUUACUACCUGAAUUCUGUGUCAGAGGCCUAUAAGAACUCCAACAUGGAGCUAAAAAAGAAAAUGCAGAUGGCAAGAGAUGAGGAAAAGAACAGACGGAACAACAAAGACAGCACUAACCAGGUGAUGAAGGACCUGGAGGAUCUACUUCCAAAUCGCUCUCUUGUGCACCCUGCUCCUCCAGAGAAAAGUGCAGAAAAAAGACACGACCAAGGUGGAAAAUCUCCAAAAGUGAAACCAGGCACAGCUGGUGUGCAUCUGCAGAAAGACGUGUCCCUCGCGUCAGCUAAUCCUAACGCCAGGGGGCCUGUCACUCGAGCACCAGGCCCCAGGGGACCUGGACCUCUACCUGGCCAACCAGGGGCAGGCAGGGGUCAAGGGCCACCGCCUAGACGGCAGUAAUGUGUGAUCUAUUCAUAUUAUGUGCUCUGUUGAACUACGCACUCUAUAAUUUAUGUAAACACUGGUUUGUUUCAUUAUAUAAAUGAAUAUUUAAAGAUGAAGAUACUUGGAGAUAGCAUAAUAAUUAUCAUACAUUCCUUUGCAGUAAAUUGCAUAUAUCAUAUACAUGCAGUGGCCCCAAAGUGAAUUUGGACACUCAGUCACUUCCACUAAUGCUGGACAUACAAAGAGUACAAUAUUUUUUGUCUUAAGUUUGAACAGUAUAUAGAUUGUUUUAUCAUUUAAAUAAAAGAUUUUGCUUGGAUAUUUGUGUCUUUUAAUGCAGUGAGUUGUAUUUUUGAUUGUGUCUUAAGUGUUUAAAUUCUCUUUGGGCCUACUGUAUGUGUUAUGUGUUCAAUGCAUGUGUAUAAUACCACCGCAUAUAACUGCUUUAUUAGCAAACUACA
Messenger RNA from Puntigrus tetrazona (Sumatra barb), 4510 nucleotides. RefSeq names its product transmembrane channel-like 2a (gene tmc2a). The transcript is spliced from 20 exons. Lineage: Eukaryota; Metazoa; Chordata; Actinopteri; Cypriniformes; Cyprinidae. The record is from RefSeq and is a predicted model, not a curated record. Gene Ontology annotation, molecular function: mechanosensitive monoatomic ion channel activity. Bases 1302 to 4064 code for a protein of 920 amino acids. Gene Ontology annotation, cellular component: plasma membrane. Gene Ontology annotation, biological process: detection of mechanical stimulus involved in sensory perception of sound; vestibular reflex.